Messenger RNA from Ziziphus jujuba (common jujube), 1506 nucleotides. Its product is annotated as transcription factor MYBS3. The transcript has 3 exons. Lineage: Eukaryota; Viridiplantae; Streptophyta; Magnoliopsida; Rosales; Rhamnaceae. Gene Ontology annotation, biological process: response to gibberellin; response to auxin; response to ethylene. The record is from RefSeq and is a predicted model, not a curated record. Gene Ontology annotation, molecular function: DNA binding. The coding region runs from base 189 to 1253 and encodes 354 amino acids.
AAUUCCCAAACUACCCUUCCCACCUUCCGAAUAUAUCCUUCUCCCCCACCUCCUGAUCUCCCCGACUCUCUCUCACACACGAACAAAACAGAAACACGAUCUCUUUUUCGUUUUCUUCUUCUCUCUCUCUCUCUCUGAUCUCUGACUUCGUUGAACUCGGAGGUUGUGACCCGGCCGAGUCGGACACGAUGACUCGGCGGUGCUCGCACUGCAGCAAUAACGGCCACAACUCACGCACGUGUCCUUCACGUGGUGGCGUUGGUGGUGGCUCAGGUAGUGGGGUGAAGCUAUUCGGCGUGAGGCUCACCGACGGUUCGAUCAUCAAGAAGAGCGCCAGUAUGGGGAAUUUAUCGGCGCACUACCAUUCUUCCUCAUCCGCUGCCGAUUCACCGAACCCGGACUCCCCUUCCUCCGACCCACUCCACGAACCCGACGGUUACUUAUCCGACGACCCUACCCAUGCUUCCUGCUCUACCAAUCGCCGUGGCGAACGAAAAAAAGGUGUUCCAUGGACAGAAGAGGAGCAUCGAAUGUUCUUAAUUGGUCUCCAGAAAUUGGGAAAAGGAGACUGGCGUGGAAUAGCACGAAACUAUGUAGUGUCUAGAACUCCUACCCAAGUGGCAAGCCAUGCGCAGAAGUAUUUUAUCCGACAGACUAAUGCUACCCGUAGAAAGAGACGCUCCAGCCUUUUUGACAUGGUUCCUGAUAUGGUCACAGACACACCUCCAGUGCCAGAAGAAGUUCUGUUGCCUUCUCCUCAGGGAAGAGAAUCUGAUAAUGCACAAUCACUACCUUCACUAAAUCUCUCUCUCCAGUCAGAAUGUGAACCCAUGGAAGCUGCUCAUAAUUUAAAAGCUAAAGAUCCUGAGGAACCUGCAAUGGGUUUGAAUGGGUAUCCCCCGAUGGUUCCUGGAUUCUACCCAGCUUAUCUACCAGUCCCUUUUCCAUUGUGGCCACCAAGUGCAUCACCUUUGGAAGAGAAGGGUGCUGAAACAUCUCAUCAUCAGGUCCUGAAGCCAAUUCCAAUGCUUCCCAAGGAACCUGUUAAUGUUGAUGAACUAGUUGGAAUGUCUCAGCUUAGUUUAGGAGAGGCUGAGAGAGACCUUAGAGAGCCUUCACCACUCUCCUUAAAAUUAUUAGGAGAGCCCUCAAGGCAGUCAGCAUUUCAUGCAAAUGCUCCGGUGGGUGGGAAUGCUCCGGUCAGUGGAUCGGAUUUGAGGAAGGGCAAGAGCAGUGCAAUCCAAGCAAUCUAAAUUGGAAAGCAUGGGCCAGUAUUAUGACACUCCAUUUUGGUCCUCCCUUUUUUUUUUUUUUUUUUUUUUUUCCCUUGUAUAAUUAUAAUUUCCCUUAAGCAUCUUGAUGUUUCUGCCUUCGUAUAGUAUGAAUAUCUCCAAUCUUUUAUAAUACAAUAGGUUAGGUCUGUUUCGUUGGAAAUAUCUUAUUCUUUCUAACUGUAAACAGCUAGAAUUUUAAGUUAUCCAAGGCAUUUUGGCAACACGUUAGUUA